Carassius carassius (crucian carp) is the source of this 904-nucleotide messenger RNA. RefSeq names its product GTPase IMAP family member 7-like. NCBI's taxonomy places the organism in Eukaryota, Metazoa, Chordata, Actinopteri, Cypriniformes, Cyprinidae. The record is from RefSeq and is a predicted model, not a curated record. The coding region runs from base 1 to 891 and encodes 296 amino acids. Gene Ontology annotation, molecular function: GTP binding. The transcript has 2 exons.
AUGGAGAAGAACUGUGCAACGUCUCCAAGAAUCUUGAAGAAACCUACCUUGCAUCAUCCAGGUGAGGAGCUCCGGAUUCUUUUGGUUGGAAAAACAGGGGUGGGGAAAAGUGCAACAGGCAACACUAUUUUGAGGAAAAAGGUUUUUAAAUCAGAGAUAUCCUCCUCGUCUGUUACUGGGGAAUGUGAAAAAUUUAAUGCAAUAAUAAAUGGCAGAAUAAUAUCUGUCAUUGACUCUCCAGGUCUGUUUGACACCAGCCUAACUGCAGAUGAGGUGAUUGCCAGAGUUAAACUCUGUAUUCCUCUCUCUGCUCCUGGUCCACAUGUCUUCUUAGUUGUGAUUCAGGUAGGCAGAUUCACAGAUGAAGAGGCAGAGGCUGUUAGAACCAUCCAAACAAUUUUUGGUGAGGAAUCCUCCAGUUACACCAUGGCAUUGUUCACUCAUGGAGAUCGACUGGAGGGCAAAAACAUUCACACAUUUGUCCGGGACAGUCCAAAACUGCUCAGUUUCAUCAAAGCAUGCAAUGGACGAUACCACGUUUUCAACAAUCAAGAACGAAACCCUGAACAGGUCAUUCAAUUGUUUGACCAGAUUGAUAAAAUGGUCACUGGGAAUGGUGGGCAACACUACACCAGUGAGAUGCUUGAAAGGGCAGAGAGAGCAGUUGAGGAAGAGAAACAACGUAUCCUGCAGGAGAAUGAGGAGCAGAGACUAAAGGAGUUUGAGGCUCUGAGGGCUCGACUUGAAGGUGAGGCCCUUGAAAAAGCUGAAGAAAAGCUGAAGAAUCUACAUGAGCAGCAGGCAAGACAGAAAGCUGAGAAAAGCACUUCGGUUUUGGACAAAAUCUUUACUUUUUUGGGCAAUUGUUUGAAGAAACUUUUUAACUUGUAGUCCAGCUUCAUUG